Lonchura striata (white-rumped munia) is the source of this 1116-nucleotide messenger RNA. The record is from RefSeq and is a predicted model, not a curated record. NCBI's taxonomy places the organism in Eukaryota, Metazoa, Chordata, Aves, Passeriformes, Estrildidae.
AUGCGGGGACACCACCGGGACACCGGGGCCAUCGUGACCCCCCCGCUGGUGACAUCUCCCGAGGAGGUGGGGGCGGCGCUGGCCCUGGCCCAGGAGAAGUUCGGGCGCCUGGACCUGGCGGUGAACUGCGCCGGCGUCGGCAUCGCCGUCAAGACCUACAACGCCAAGAAGGACAAAGUGCACGAGCUGGAGGACUUCCAGAGGGUCGUCAACGUGAACCUGGUGGGCACCUUCAACGUGAUCCGCCUCAGCGCGCGCCUCAUGAGCCGCAACGCGCCCGACGCCGACGGCCACCGCGGCCUCGUGGUCAACACGGCCAGCGUGGCGGCCUUCGAGGGCCAGGUCGGCCAAGCCGCCUACUCGGCCUCCAAGGGCGGCAUCGUGGGCAUGACGCUGCCCAUCGCCCGCGACCUGGCGCCGCUGGGCAUCCGCGUGGUCACCAUCGCCCCAGGCUUGUUCUCCACGCCGCUGCUGGCCGCGCUGCCCGAGAAGGUGAGGAAGUUCUUGGGGCAGCAGGCGCCGUUCCCCUCGCGCCUGGGCGACCCCGCCGAGUUCGCCCACCUGGUGCAGGCCCUGGCCGAGAACCCCAUGAUCAACGGCGAGGUGGUGAGGCUGGACGGGGCCCUGCGCAUGCAGCCCUGAGAGCCGAGGGGACCCCCCACCACCCCCAGAAUUUGGGGUGGGGGAGCGGUCACGGGUGGGGUUGGGGUGACACAGCAGGGACAGCCGGACGCUCUGCGGGGACGCUCCAGGAGCGGAACCAAGGACUGGGGGGACGCUGGAGGAGCGGGGACGCUCUCUCCCGAGUGGACGCGACCGUCCUGAGUGGACACGACCCCCGCCGCCCGUGGGGCCGCGCCGGGAUUUGGGGACAAAUCGCCGGGACCGUGGCCACGAGGCCACUCGGGAAGUUGGGAAACGCCACGAAGGGGACACAGCUCAGGGGUGGGGGGUUGAUGCUGAGCUCCCCUGAGCGUGGGGACCCCCUUGAGCCCCUCCCGGGCGAGGGGACCCCCUUGAUCCCCCCCAUCCCCUCCGCCCACCCACCACGGCAAUAAAACGUGUUCGCCCACGCGGGUCCCAGCGCUGCGCCGCCCCGCCUCCCGCCUCUCCCCA